AUGAGUUCCUCUUCCUCUUCUCAUAGCCCUUCCAAUUUCAUCAACCACCCAUCAUCUUCGGAUAUUCCGUCAAUAACGACCUCGUCAUCCGCAACGCUACUCAGCGAACUGACACAAAGUUUAAAAUCAACAACACUCUCCUCAGGCACACCACCAAUGAAAAACACUGGCAGCAACGGAUUGAUUGAAAGUAGAGAAGAUCAUAAAUUUCAGAGGAUAAUACUGAUUCAUUUGAAAACAGGUGUAACGAUAUUUGAUUAUUGCUUUCCGAAUGCUUGGAACGCAAAGAAGACUGAUAUUGGAGGUUUUUUAGCCUCUUGUUAUCAGUUUGAUGCUACUGUCAAAGGAGGAGGAAUUAGAAAAAUUGUUUUUCAACCUCCAAGCGACAAUCAAACAUCUCAUUCCUCAGGAAGAAUUAUUCGCCAAGCAUCUGGUACAUCUGCAACAACACCUGGACUCAAUAUGAUUGGCUCCUCUUCAGCAACUGUGGGUGGAAAAUUGAGAACUAUCACUCCGACAUCAACCGUUAGAAUCAAUGACAAUCAAAGCAUCACAACCACACCUACAUCAACAACAUCAAGUACUCCAGGAGGAGGUAACACAAGUGGUGGUCCACCUCAUCAUCAUCAUGCCAAAACAAACAGUACAAGUAGCAUGAAUAUUCUUUCGGGAUUUAAUACAAUCCGAAGGAGAAGUGUGCAUCAUAGAUCAAAGAGGAAUAGAAGAACUUGUUUGAAUUUUGGAGAUCCGAUGGGCUUGAAUUCAUCAAAUCUCAUGUAUAUUGUAUUUGGGUUGCCCAAUGACCCAAUUUCACCCGUUCUUGUCUCACAUAGUCCCUCGUAUUAUGUAAAUAUUUCGACACAAUUAGACCCAACAUGCUUAUGUGCAGUUUGUUUCGAGGGAUGCAACGAUUUAUGGACCGAAAUUGCAAAAACAUUUGCCUCCGAGGCUGUUCGAGAAUUUUGUACAGCACAUAGAGAUCUCUUAGAAAAGCACAAAAAGAAUUUUGAAAAAUUGAAAAUUGAAGCCAACAGAGACGAGGAGUUGGAACGACAAAUUGUCGAAGAAUUUCAAAUAUUUGAGGAGUUAAUGAAUAAGACUAAACAACGGGUACUGGACGCGUUUGCUUCAAGGAUUACUAUGGAGUCCAACAGAUCGAAAAAUGGGGAAACCUCAAUGUAG
Naegleria lovaniensis is the source of this 1182-nucleotide messenger RNA. RefSeq lists its product as uncharacterized. Lineage: Eukaryota; Heterolobosea; Eutetramitea; Acrasida; Naegleriidae. The record is from RefSeq and is a predicted model, not a curated record. Bases 1 to 1182 code for a protein of 393 amino acids. The transcript is spliced from 2 exons.